AUGUUGUGGAACCUUGCAGCUUUUGUGUCCGCCGCCCUGCUUGUCUCUCAGGCACGGGCUGGGCAACCCGAACACGACCCGGAAACGACGUGCGAGUCGGACACUGCCACCCACUGCAGUUAUGUGACGACGACAUACAAGACCAAGACUGACUACCGCACCACGACCCACCUCGUCGAGGUCACGGUGCCGUACGCGGUCAACUCGACAGUCACGAGCAUCAAGACAAAGGUCGUCGAGUCGUACAUCACAGAGUGCAUCACGACGACUCUGUACUUUACCGACCUCGUCACCAACACCAAGACCGGCACUGCAUACGAGACCAACACCCUGACGGGCAGUGUGACCGUAACAGACACGGACUCUGUGACCAUCACGGGCACCGCAUACGCGACAGUCACGGAGACGGACACGACGACCGCGACGGUGCCGACGACGACUUAUACGACCGAGACCAUAUUCUCGACGACUUUCAACCCAUGCCCGACGCAAUGCAGCGUAUCUGCCGAGACGGUCAACCUGUACUUCUGGCCGAGUGACCGGCCACACUCGUACCCCAGCACCUGGGUCGACGAGUCGCUCGACUACACCUUCACCUACCCAUCCGUGUACAUGCUCGUGCCCACGGCGGCGGGCAUCAACAACGCCUCGCAGCUGCUGGGCCCGCAGACCACCAACUGGAUCAUCCCGCUCGACCUGACCGAGGUGUCGACGAUUGUGGGCUCCACGGCGACGGUGCAGCUCGAGCUGAGCGACCUCAGCACCGACUGCCCCAAGUCGGUCGCGCCGUCGGCCAUUGCCACCAUGGCGCCCGACCCGCACUGCAACCCCAUCCUCGCCGCGCCCAGCGAGGUCAGCUCCUGGGCGUACCCGUGCAACGCGUGCGGGCAGUUCGGCCUGUUCGACCCGCCCUACGCGGCGCCCACGCUUACGGGCCCGCUGGUCGAGCCGACGACGCCUAUUACGACGUCCGAGGUUGUGAUCGUCCCGACCGAGACGGCGGUCGGCCCGACAGAGACGACUGAGCUGUCCUCGUCCACGCUGGAUGUCCCGCCCGUGCCGCUGCCGACGGUCACAGAGGCGUCGACGAUCCCUCUGCCCUCGUUCACGGAUAUCCCCCCUGUCCCAAUGCCUACGGUCUCGAGCAGCAUCCCUCCGGCUCCGAUGCCGACUGUCUCGAGCAUUCCCCCCAUCUCGCUGCCCUCGGUGACCGAGUCUACCACGCAGCCUAUUCCUACGGCUGGCGCGGCUAAUGUUGGGUACUGGCUCUCCAGACAUCCGGCAGUCUUCAACCCUUCAAAACUGACCGCCCCCUUCAUCAAAACGAUGCCCCUCCUCAGCCUCCCCGCCGAGAUCCUGCGGCACAUCAUCAACGACACACGGCCCGACGGCUUCGAGGCCGCGAUGCUGUCGUGCAAGCACCUGCACAGCGCGGGCCGGGACUACCUCGCCGAGCACAACACCUGGAAGGCGCGCUUCCACAUGCUCGACCUGCGCGCGCACGACCCCGAGGACCUCGCCGAGGACCUGGCCGACUGCAUCUACGGGGUCGCGCGGUACCCGCAGAUCGGCUGGUUUGUGCGGAGCCUGGUCACCCGCGAUCUGUCGGGGACUGGGCCCUCUCCGCGGCACGGGGGCGUGCGCCAUCGGGGCGGGGGCUUGGCGUGGCUGCAUGAGGAUGCGGUCCGGAACCCGUGUCCUGAGAGACCGGGUCGCAUGGUGAAGCGCUGCCUGGCGCGGAAUCCGUGGAUCAAGGCGGCUGGUGCGGAUGCGGGCAAGUGGGCGAAGACUAUUGCCCGUUUCUUCUCGCCCACCAUCAGCAGGAAGGGUGGAGAAGCUGCUCCUGGUGACGAGCAAGCGGGUGGUGAUCAUCAUCCGGACGUGGGAGGCUCUGAAGACGACGAUAACGACAACAAGGACGGGCAUUCAGAGCCAGACCCGGAAGCGGUCGAGGUGCUCGCCUUCGUCGUGCUCCUCACAUACCUCCCGCAACUCCGCCACGUCUCCAUCGGGCGAUCCCUCGAUCUGUCCGGGUCCAACGUCGAGACCGACAGCGACGUGAUCCCAUUACUCGAGCUCAUGUCCGCCCGCAUCGGCACCACCAGCCCGGACACGAUCCUCUCCCGCCCAGACAACAACAUGAACCCGGUCGACAAGAAGCGCCUCCGGCUCACCCGAGGCCUCACGACCUCGCCGCUCGAACACCUGCGCGAGUUCCACCACGUCACGCAGCCCGAGUACGACGGCCGGGUGAACACCCAGUCUCUCGACCCGUUCCUGACCUCGCCGCACAUCCGCGCCUUCCGCGCGACCAACCUCGUCGCCGCGGACGACGGGUACACGGGGAUCCCCUACCGCUGGCCGGGCAGCGUCGAGGCGGUGGACGAGUCCGCCUCGCUCCUGUCGGCCCGGCAGUGGAGCGGGAUCGAGACGCUCGAGCUGGUGUCGUGCUGCAUGGACGCAGAGGGGAUCGGGCGGCUCGUGGAGCGCAUGCCCGGCCUCAAGGUGCUGCGGUACCUGCACGAGGUCAAGUGGCAUGGGUGCCAGCUCGAGUGGGCGGCGGGCUUGUUCGUCGAGGCGGUCGAGAAUGCGCGUGCUCUUGUCAUCGACGAGCCGCUGUCUCGAGAACGACGACAGCUGCAGCAGGGGCUCCGGCGUGGUGCUGGUGGUGGUGCAGCUACGACGACGGGAGCGGGAAUGGGAACGGUGGCGGGGGCAGGGGCAGGGGCGAGGGGGCAGACUUCGUCGUCGUCGUCGUCGUCAUCGUCGUCGUCGUCGUCGUCGGUGCUGGUUGCAAGGCAGAUUACAGAUCUGGCUAUCGGGAUUGAGGGGUUCUUCGGGGAGACGGCCGUCGCCGUGGGCUCGCUGCGCAGGUUCCUGGCCGCGAAGAGGAUUGUCGUGGACGUGGGCGUGUUUCUCGGGCCCGAUCCCGCGACGGGCGAGGUCCAGACCAUGGUGACCACGCCGGCUCGCGAUCAGGACUUUGCCGUCUGGGAUGUCACGACGGCCCUGCCGGCGUUGGUCGACCUGCUGCCAGAGAGUGUCGAGGAGUUCGAGUUUGCCCUCAGCUGGGGCGCCCGCAGGGAUCCCCCGAUCUCGUGGCCGGAUCUAUGGAGGGGGUUCAAGGAGCGGAGGGCGGAGAAGCUGCCGAAUCUCAAGACGGUCAGGAUAGUGGAGUUGAUCGGCCGCGGACACCAUGAAACUGAAGAGUUGGCAAGACUGGCAAGCGACGGGGUGGACAAGACCCGCAAGGUCGCGGAGGAAGUGGGCGCGGAAUAUCUGUAUGGUUUCAAUCAGGGACCGGCCUGGAGGAUUGAAUUUGACGAGAGAGUGUGGACACGGUUGGAUUGAGCCAGAGGGUGUGAGCUGAUACCCGUCGGCCCAACCAGGGGAAGAUUUGUGAUGAUUAAUUGUUCGCAGAGUCCUUGCCAUGGUCCCCGUGCGAUCGGAAGCAAUGUCGAGAACAGGAAGGCUGGCAGUCAAUAGUCCUUGCUCCAUGUCACGCGUCCAUCCCAAAAUGAAGCCUG
This is a messenger RNA of Microdochium trichocladiopsis, 3527 nucleotides long. RefSeq lists its product as uncharacterized. The transcript has 5 exons. The coding region runs from base 1 to 3351 and encodes 1116 amino acids. The record is from RefSeq and is a predicted model, not a curated record. NCBI's taxonomy places the organism in Eukaryota, Fungi, Ascomycota, Sordariomycetes, Xylariales, Microdochiaceae.